Molecule: messenger RNA, 2229 nt
Organism: Penicillium expansum
Lineage: Eukaryota; Fungi; Ascomycota; Eurotiomycetes; Eurotiales; Aspergillaceae
Exons: 2
Coding region: 1-2229 (742 amino acids)
Biological process (GO): nuclear-transcribed mRNA catabolic process, nonsense-mediated decay
Cellular component (GO): telomerase holoenzyme complex
Molecular function (GO): protein binding; telomerase RNA binding; telomeric repeat DNA binding
Source: RefSeq, a predicted model, not a curated record
AUGGGUACCCAUGGUUGGUGCUCGGCCACGCCGUUAUCCAGUGCGCGACCACAGUCUACUGGCGUCUUAGCAGACGACUGCACUAUGGAAACACUCAGUAGUCACGCCAUGCGAGCUCUGAGAAGCCCCGCUUGCGCCAGUGUAGGCCAUGUUGGCAAAUCUCAUCGCCGGGAUGGCUUGCGGGUCUCUAGGGAGCCCCGGCGGUUGCCGGGAGCGGCUUCUCAGCUGCUAAAAUCAGGCGUGCCUCAACGUAUAAAUGAAUGCCCCGCAGAUCCAAAAAUUGAGAUCAGUGUGCCCAGACAGGAAGAGGAAUCGCAGUUAGCUCAAGGCUUUGCGGCACGUCCAGAAUUGCAAAGGUCACAUUCAACGCCCAUUGCUGUGCACAGUCAAAAUUCUGUUGGGAUUCAGAAGGCUUCUCACGCCACCCAAAUGCAAGCGCAAGUGCGAGAAGCACGGCACACGAGAAAUGAGCAAAUUAUAAAUCAAAAUGUGGAGGUGGAGGUGGUGGGUGCAGAGGCAGCCACUCAGGAAGCAAAGCCACAUGAAAUGUUUAGGCAGCCAGAGACGCACACCAUCACCGAGGAGCAACUGAUCAAUGAGGUGCGGGGGAUUUAUACUGGACUUGUCAUGGUGGAAAAGAAGUGCAUCGAAAUCGACAGACAACAGGCGCAGUCAAAAGCAGAACUAUCUCAGGCUCAGUGGCAGACAUUCGUUUCGCUACACAGAACACUACUCUAUGAACAUCAUGACUUCUUCCUCGCCUCUCAACACCCAUCAGCUGGUCCUAUUCUUAGGGACUUAGCUGACAAGUACGCGAUGCCGGCGCGCAUGUGGCGUUAUGGAGUGCACUCAUUCUUAGAGCUGUUGCGUCAGAAACUCCCCGGCUCGAUGGAGUAUAUGCUCGGCUUCAUCUACCUUUCGUAUUCAAUGAUAACAUUGCUGCUGGAAAGUGUGCCAUAUUUCAGAGAGACAUGGAUCGAGUGUCUAGGUGACUUGGCACGGUACCGAAUGGCCGUGGAAGAAUUCGAUAAAAAGGACCGCGAACUCUGGGCAGGGGUGUCGAGGUAUUGGUAUAACCAGGACGCAGCUCAAAGUCCAGAAAAUGGCCGUAUCCAGCAUCAUCUUGCUGUUUUAGCUCGACCAGAUAUCCUUCUGCAGCUUUUUCACUACACGAAAGCAUUGAUCAGCAUGCGUGCAUUCCCAAAUGCUCUCGAUAGCAUGAUUCAGUUAGUCAGUCCUCUUAUGAACAUUAAUGUGCCGGCCCAGAGGGAAGGGUUGGUUACUUCCUUCGUGACUACUCACGGUGCCCUUUUCAUGCAAGCUCCGGUUGAGGAAUUCGUCUCUCGGGCGAAUGUGUUUCUUACUACUCUACACAAGGAGAUUGGCCGGGUAGGUUGGGACAGCCAGCAAGGUGUGCAAAUCAUAUCUUGCAAUAUCGCUGCAAUAUUUCAAUAUGGGAGUAAAAAUGCAGUGGUAGAAACAGAUUUCACUUUGAAGUUGCGCAAUCCUACGGCAGAAGAUCGCCUAGCGGCAAUGAAAUGGGCAUCUAGUGCAUCUAAUGCAUUCAAUGCAUCCAAUGCAUCCAAUGCACCCAUCCAUGCUACAUACAGUGAUAUCUCGUCCCAGCUUGCAUUCCGGGCAAGCUCUCUCACGUUUCACACAUUAAUCGUCAUGCUAGGCGGAAUUGGCGAUCCAAAUAUGUACCCGAGUGUGCAUAUUUCUAUAGCAUUUGUGUGGUGUCUCACACUCAACCCAGCUGCUAUACAACGACUAGAACCGCUAGUUCCGUGGUCGCUACUUGCAAAUUAUUUGAACACUUUGUUCCGUCCCGACACGAUCAUUUCGAAGAUCGAAGACGAAUCAUUCCCGCUUCUUGACGACUCAACUACACACCAGCUACCGGAGGACUUUUUGAUAAGAGGACAAGCAUGGAGCCGGCUUUACUACCCAGAAAGCUUUUUUGAGGGGGCUCCUACGGAAGACGACAUGCCAUCAACAGAAAAACCGUCGACAGUGAUUCCUAGAAGCCAUCGAUGUCUUUGGCUGGGAGUACGGAUUGCAACUUUCACCCGCUGGAUGACAUACGAUCAGACGCGACGGUUCACACCCACCCAACUAGCUAUUGAAUUCGCGCCAAUCGCAGAAUCCCCCGCUUGCCUCUAUGGCAAUCCUUACUCACUAGGGACUGAGAUAUCACCUUCCUCCGAUCAGGAGAUGCUGGAAGUUUGA